AUGAAGUCGUGGUCGCAGGCGCCGCCAUUGAAACCGCCGUUGUGGUCGACAGCUGCUGGCGACCCGACCGAGGGACUGAGCCUCGAACAACUGCGGCAGUGGUACGAGGAGCGUGCCGAGAGUCGGCUAAAAGGACAGUAUGAGAGCACCGUUAGGGGUAUUGUAGAACUGCUCGAAGACGCCAGCAGCGCACCGUUGCGACUCACUGCGCUGCGGAUUACUGCCCCGCAUACGAGUCAGGCGUUCCUUGACAACCUGCUUUCUCCCUACCUCGGAUCUCGGAAAACCUCGGACUCUCCGUACUCAACAGUUCGCUCCGUUUUAAAACAAACCCGGGAUGUGACCCAAGCUCUCGCUGCGACCAGCAUAUUCACCUCUCUCCAACCGACACUCGUCCGCUCCCUAUCUCCGCUGGCAGAAACAGGCGAUGUCGAGCUCCUUGUCGUAGCGAAAGGACGGUCGCGUCGUUUUUUAAAGGGAGAAACAAAUGUGGGCAACUCAGAGGCGUCCGGCUCGAUCUCGGGCAAGCUGUUCAACACCCUGGGAUGUGGAGACUCGCUCUCCGUCGUCGUCUCCACCGGCACGCGUACAAGAAGAAGCACGGAGAUCAGCUUCGACCAGCCUCUACCUGGGUGGGAGCUGAAUACAAGAGGUGAAGGUGGGCUUUGGGAGUAUGAGCGCGACUGGACGGGCUGGGCUGGGUGCUGGGAACGACAGCGUGGGGCAAAAGCCGGCAUCUCUACUCGCACCCUGCUUGGUCACCACACCCUAGCAUACACGCUUGUCUCCCGCCAAAUUCAUACCCUUGCACCCACCGCCUCCCUCUCAACCCGUUUAGCCGCAGGGACAAACAUCAAAUCCUCUUUCACACACACUUUACAAAACUCGGCCCCUAAUUGGAGCUACCGUUUGGCACAGGAAGUUGCUGGCCUGGCCGGGGACGCAAAAUUCGUUCGGCUAGAAGCAGACUUCUCGCGAGCCAUACCCCUCACUACCAAUCUUUCUACUUCUUUCACUGCAAGAACGGCGUUCAUCCGCCCUCUGUCCGAAUCUCCUGUCCCCUUGUCCGACCGCGCUUUCCUGGGCGGGCCCACCUCAGUCCGAAUGUUCCGCAUGAACAACAUGGGCCCACACGACGGUUUGGACGCAACCGGUGGCGAGCUCGCAGCCUCCGCGGGUCUCUCCCUGUUGGGCAAUUUCCCCGGCCGUGCCCUUUUCUGGCCUCUUCAAUGGCAGCUCUUCGUCAACAGCGGCACUCUGGGCCGCCUACUCCCAGGCGACGACCUUGCCACCGCUGUUCGGACUACCCUUUCCCGGCCCUCUGUAUCAGUCGGCCUCGGGCUGGUGGGGAGGAUGGACCCCAUCAGGGUGGAGUUCAAUUUGGGAGUACCGCUGGCUGCGGCGAAAGGCGAGGGCUUGGCAAGGGGCUGGAGUGUAGGCAUUGGGCUUGAAUUCCUUUAG
Dacryopinax primogenitus is the source of this 1461-nucleotide messenger RNA. RefSeq names its product mitochondrial protein. Gene Ontology annotation, biological process: protein insertion into mitochondrial outer membrane. The transcript is spliced from 6 exons. The record is from RefSeq and is a predicted model, not a curated record. NCBI's taxonomy places the organism in Eukaryota, Fungi, Basidiomycota, Dacrymycetes, Dacrymycetales, Dacrymycetaceae. Gene Ontology annotation, cellular component: SAM complex; outer membrane. The coding region runs from base 1 to 1461 and encodes 486 amino acids.